CCACCGUGACAGCCGGCCACAGUGCUCCUGGUGAGAGGAUUUUUCAUCGCGUUCGUUCCUACGGAAGUGCCACUCUAUCAUACCGUCCGAUUGCUAUCGAUUACCUCACUCCAUCCAGUUAUCGAGUCCGUAACUUCGUUACAUUUUCGAGAGAAGAUACCGAAAACAAUUCGCCUGCUAAGUCGCCGAGAGUACGUGCGAAUUCUUCCACGUUUCUUUUCUAACGGCGAGAGACACCUUCGAAAAAAGGCACCGAUAAGAUCAGUAGGCUCUCGAAGACGCGACACGCAACUGUGCUAAGAGGAACGGUCGGAAGUCGUCAGGUUUGUCCUCUCAGCCGCGAAAAGUUUUCAUCAUCAACGGUGCUUCAUUACUUCACAUCCUAAUAUCAUCUCUUCUCUUCUUCGACGAGCCGUGAAUGUUCACUUAUUUUGUUUUCCACGCAGGAAGCGUGACGAAUUGCAACUUAGGUUGCGUCUAGAGUUGGAAUUAAAUAAGAAUUUAGCGAUUCGUUCUGAGUUACAUAGCCUAUAAAGAAGAAGAAAGGAAAAAUUAAUUGGAGAUUUGAUUAAUUGAGAGUGUUUGGCGCGAUCAGUUGCCAGGAAGACCGACUUAGAUUUUGAAUUUUGGUCCUGAUAAGGACUCAGCGGUAGAAAAAACAGAUUUAUGACGAUUAAAGAUAAUGGAGGUAACGCUACAAGAUUCGAUCGAGCAGGACUACGAGAUUCAGGAGAUCGAAGAAAUUCCGAGGAGAAACGAGCCGACGAUCACGGGAAAUCCAAACGAGGAUGCCGCCAAGAACGCGACGUAUUUCACUCGUGAUCUGCCGUCGAAUUCAACGUCGACCGGUCGCGUUCGAGGAGAAAUACUCGACGAUGGGAUGGAGGUGAUUCUGUUGUUACAAGAGGAAGAGCCAGUGAGACGUCGUCAGAUAGAAACGAGGCUGGAUCGGCGGGUUAUCGAGCUGAGCGACAACAAGUGCAAGUUGGCUCUUCGACGGCUAGAAAUGACGAAUGCCAUCGAGCAGAUAGAUGCGACAUCGACGCGCGACGACGAGAACACAGAGAUGCUGCGGAAGCUGCCGCCAGACACGAUCGUGACGAGGCAGGAGGAAGCGAGAUCAAGCAAAGUCGAAGACAGCGACUACAAGGAGCUGACGGAGACCAACAGUAGCAGUAGUGGCGGCAGUAGCUCGACUUCCGGCUGCGCAGUCGCCAAGGUGAAGAGAAUUCCACGAGCUGUCAGAAAUAAAAGCCGCGAAACGGUAGAAGUAAGACGGAAUCCCAUGCGGAUGUCUAAGAAGGAUGUUGACAAGGAUUUUUCGCGGCCGAGACAGCGGCUGCUGGCGAACAACAAACGAGAGGUUUGUGAGAAUUAUGAAGCCGGUAAACGCACGCGAUCGUCUACUACGCCUUACAUGAAUACCAGGUCGGUCACCCGGAAGAUGUAUACUGUGGGUGCGACUUAUCAGGCGCCCACCAAACGAGACGAGACCGAAUGGAAAGAGUGGCCCGUGCAUGGAAUGCACGAAAGACCAGUCUAUCAUCCUCAGGUCGGUCUAGCAGUGGAGUACCUAGGAAGAUCCUUCGUCAGCCUCGACGGACUAUCCUACUGCGAGAUUGUGGACGAGUCUGAGAUCGAGGUGGUCGCCGUCGACCCGCGCUACGACAGGCGGCCUUCCUCGGCUGAGAAGAAGUCGGCAGGAAAAGCGAAGACAAAGAACAAACGUUCGUCGAAUACGGGAGACACAUGGAACACUUCUUUCUCGACAAAAAGGAACAAAUCCUUUGGAACAUGCAUGCAUGGGAGCCUUCACUGCGUGCUUGGCUACUGCUCGCAAGUCAUGACGCCGUCCUACAAGCAAAUGGCAGAGGAGAAGCCGGCAACGCUUACAGCCAAGACGAGCGUUUCAGAGUCGACGAAAGAAAACAUCAUAAGUUUCAAAAACAACAUCAUGGACAACUCAGACAAGUUCGCCGAAGGAGCGAAGUUGCUGGAAGGUUACGCCAUUGCCAUGACGCAGAGCGUUCAGAACAAGAAUAAUCGUGGUAGAGCCAGCGCUGGGACUGUCGCAUCAUCCUCAGCGACAUACGUGUCACCGGGAUCGCAGAGGUCGAUCUUGGAGAACAGCAGAACGAAUUUGCCAACAUUGCGAGGCUUCCCAAACGCCUCUCUCGUCUUGCUGAGGAACUCAGGCGCGAAGACGAGCAAUGAGGCCUUCAAAACGAAGGACACGAAGGACACGUUCAAGCUGAAGGACGCGUCCGUCAGUGAGGAGACGUUGUCGUCAAUCUACAAGAAGCUGAUGUCUACAGAUGAGGUAGCCGCCAAUCGCGAAGCGUCUCCAAUGGGAGGCAACUUUUACACCUUAAAACGACACUCCACGAGCGGUAUACGAGAGUACAAGCCGAAAAGGAGCACCUUGGACGCCCAGAUAGAGAACACGAGGACCCUCUGUGUCGCGAAAGAGAGCGACGAGAACGGGAACACGGACAAUGCAAAGAUCCAACAACCGGACGGAGUAUUCACAGGUCCCAGCGUAAAAAAUCGCUCGUUGUGCACCAGUGAGGCCUCGGAGAUCGCCCGGAUCUUGUCGGAGUAUAACAGGGGCGCGACAAGGAAGUCCGCGAUACAGGUCUACGGCGGCGCGUCGAAGAACGCGAAGCAUUCGACGAAAGCGAGUUGUUUCUGGCAGAAGGAUACGACAACAGAAGAGAGUCAGAACGUCUCAGGAGAUAGAAGCAUGGGUCUCGACCUCUCACAGGGAAAAUGGAGGAAGUUGUCGACUCUGGAGAACAUUGGUGACCAGACGCAGGUCAUUAACAACGAUCGAAGCGCGUCCAAUAAACCUGGAGGACCUCCAGCACCUUUAGAGAGUUACCAAGGUGUUUCUUCAAGAAAUCAACAGAUGAAUUCGAGUGUAUCGAGUUCUACCAGAGAGAAAUUCUCUGUGACUCGCAAGUACUUUGGUAAACGACGAGAGGCGCUCGCGAUCGACACGGAGCUGAAGGAAGCGGCCUCGGGAUGCUCCAAAGACGAAGCGGACGUCUUGAAGACGGAAGACUGUCUACGGGAACUGCUGGAGAACACCACGGUGUUGUAUUGCGCCGCCAACGGGAUUCACCAGGACGAUGUAUCCAACUAUAUCGAUACUCUCGAUGGCAAACAAAGUAUCCAAUGGCUGGAAGCUCUUUUCGAGUAACUGCAUUGUGUAAAGAUAGAGUGGAGCUUCAUCCGUUCGACGCGUGCGUCGUCGUCGUUGAGUUUAAAGUUGUUUUCUUCUCGAGGUACGUUCACCGACGAGAUAAGGAUAUUUUCGUAGAAUAGUUUAACUGUCUGUCUAAAUCUAAACUGUCAUUUGUUCCCAUUCGUCUCGUCAAGCGAACGUGGACGCUCUAAGAGAGAAUGUAAUGUGUGGAUAUAAUUGAUAGAACAUGGUAUGAAAAUUGUUAAGUAUAUCUAUAUAUUUUUCAAUAUUGCAGCAUUUAACUCUUUUUUGUUUUUGUUAAGACACUUGCGUUUGAAAGAUCCUGAAACUGCUUCUGAUAGUUCUCUGCAUUGAUUUCUUCUUUACGCAAUUGCGUAAUUAAUGUUUGUUCUCUCUAUGAAGGCACAUGAAAGUAAUAUUUCUUUAAUCGAGAAGUAUUGAAAGUUGUAUCGUACAAGAUAUUAAUCAUUUCAUGCAAUUUGUGUAUAUAGAUAUACUACUUUAUACACAUACACUUUCGAUAUAAUUGCAGGAUUUAACAUUGCGAUUUUAUAAGAACAAAUCGGAGCAGAAUCGCUCUAGAGAAAUUAUUCAGAUAUUCGGUCCGUCGCACCAAGAUAUUGGUACUUUGAAGGAUGUCUAUUUUUCCGUUUGUCUAUUUUUACAAAUAUAUAUACGUCUUUAAU
Molecule: messenger RNA, 3894 nt
Organism: Odontomachus brunneus
Lineage: Eukaryota; Metazoa; Arthropoda; Insecta; Hymenoptera; Formicidae
Exons: 3
Coding region: 683-3202 (839 amino acids)
Source: RefSeq, a predicted model, not a curated record